Messenger RNA from Sinocyclocheilus anshuiensis, 1879 nucleotides. Its product is annotated as SH3 domain-binding protein 5-like. The coding region runs from base 379 to 1704 and encodes 441 amino acids. Gene Ontology annotation, biological process: intracellular signal transduction. Gene Ontology annotation, cellular component: cytoplasm. The transcript has 7 exons. Gene Ontology annotation, molecular function: protein kinase inhibitor activity. Lineage: Eukaryota; Metazoa; Chordata; Actinopteri; Cypriniformes; Cyprinidae. The record is from RefSeq and is a predicted model, not a curated record.
CUAUUUACCUCACUCGUGUAUAUCACAUUUCGUGUUGUUGAAUGGCGGAGGGAGUGCGAUGUUAGCCAUGGGGUAAAGUUGAGGCAUAUAAAUGGACUUUUGGCGAUUAUUUGUCAUGUAAUCUUCAUAUUCUUCUUCAGUUUACCUUUCAUGGCACUUUUAAACUCAUCAAACCGGUUUAUUUAUUUGCUGAUAGUCAUUUGCAGCAGCGAGCAAGCUAACAAACUAACGUUACUAACGUUACCACAAUAAGUAAUGAAGGCAAAGACAUUUAAAAUAUAGACAAGUCACGUUACGUCUCUGUUUCGCGUCCGAUCUGGCAGUUUUCUCCUUGUUAAUCGUCAACAUUUGAUCUCGGAUUUACGGAGAGGCCUGUAAAUGGAUCCAGCGGUUUUGCGUGAAUGCCCUGCGGGUUCAGGAGCACCUUCAUUGGAGGAGAGAGGAGGAAAUCAGCCGGAGGAGGUGACAGAUGAUAGCAGAGAAGCUGACGGGGAAUCCGAGGAGACGGAGAUGGAGAGUAAAGACUCUGAGAGAACUAAAUGUCAAGAUGAAAACUCACUGCAUGGAAAACUGACUGAGGAGGAAUUAGAUCCUAGAAUCCAGGAGGAACUGGAGCGUCUGAAUGAGGCCAGUGAGGAGAUCAACAAGAUGGAACUGGAACUGCAAGAGGUUCGGUCCAGCCAUAGGAGGAUGAUGAGUGAAUCUGUGCUUAAACUCAAGGCGAAAAGUUCAGAACUGGGGUCCUGCAUCGAGAAGGCCAGGCCUUACUAUGAGGCACGAAGAAACGCAAAAGAGGCCCAGCAGGAGACCCAGAAAGCAGCGCUCAGCUUUGAGAGAGCGGUGUCCAUGCACUUGGCUGCUCGAGAGAUGGUCCACGUGGCUGAACAGGGCCUCACUGCAGUCAAGACGCUGGAUCCAACCUGGCAAGAGAUGUUGAAUCAUGCUACCUCAAAGGUGAACGAGGCGGAGGAGGAGCGCAUGAAGAGCGAACGGGAGCAUAUGCGUGCCACCCAGCUGUGUCAGGAGGCAGAAGCCCGCGUGCAGGAGCUGCAGAAGUCACUGAAGAGAGCCAUCGUCAAGUCCAAGUCUUACUUUGAGCUCAAGGCUAAGUUCAAUGACAUUCUAGAGCUCAACAUGAAUGAGCACAAGUCGAACAUUUUACAAUUAGAGGAGCGUAUUUCCAAAGCCAAGUUAAAUUACUCCAGCACUCUGCGCCACCUGGAGCAAAUCAGUGAGGAGAUUCAUGCCCAGAGGGAGCAGGACCAAACAAAGGAUGGACCAAUCAAAACGUGCGGUGGGCGGAGCCCGCCUGUAGGAGCAGAGACAAGCAACAGCACAGGUACCGAAGUUGGAGCCUGCGGAGGCUACCCAAGACCAAACGAUUGGGUGGCUGGAAAAGAGGACGUGGCUAAUACCAGAGAGUGGGUGGAGACGCAUCAGAACUCCAGGUGGGUGGACAUGGGAAGAGCAGAGGUGACACGAUCUGGUUCAGACUCUCUUUCCAUCGUCAGCCUCCAGACCAUCAUCUCUGAUCUUGAAAAGUGUGACUCAGUUGAACACCUGGGCCGCCUCAGCAGUGACAUCAGUCUCUCAGGGGAAGAAGGGGAGAGAGACGGGAUGGAGAAUGAUAAAAAGCUAGUGAGGCAAAUAAACGCAGACAUUUCAGAGUUCCUCAAACAACACAUAAGAAGUGUCAGUUUAUGAGUGCGUCCAUGAAUAAUGCUUUCCUUAGGCUGGCUGCACACUAGACUAUUUUAAGCCCGAUUUGCAUCCCCGAACGAUCGGGGGGUGUGGACCGAUUCGCGGCUUGUCGCAAAUGAUUUUUUGUCCAAAAAAUCCUCUAUUGUGUGGUGUCAUUACGAUUAUUUAUCUGCUCCCG